Molecule: messenger RNA, 633 nt
Organism: Boeremia exigua
Lineage: Eukaryota; Fungi; Ascomycota; Dothideomycetes; Pleosporales; Didymellaceae
Product: ubiquitin-like autophagy protein Apg12-domain-containing protein
Exons: 3
Coding region: 139-546 (135 amino acids)
Biological process (GO): C-terminal protein lipidation; autophagosome assembly; autophagy of mitochondrion
Cellular component (GO): Atg12-Atg5-Atg16 complex; cytoplasm; phagophore assembly site membrane
Source: RefSeq, a predicted model, not a curated record
CAACAACGUGCGAGACCCGGGACUUUGCCUAAUUAACAUUCAUAAGUGCCCGAAAUUGGCAUUUGCGCUUGAUAGAACCAUCACUCCCGCCCUCGGUACGCUCUAUCUACGCCCGCUGGAUCGUAGCUACCGCCUUUCAUGUCCCAGUCACCAGCAGAGAGAGCGAUAGAAGAAGAUGACAAGACAGAAGCGCCACUGACUAUGGCUGCGUCUGUCAUCCUGACAAAUUUGCCACGCGACGCAUCGAAAGCUCUCGAGACAGCAGGGAACCUGGGGGUAGAGAAGAUCACUGUCCGCCUUCAGCCCAUCGGAUCAGCACCUCAUCUCAACCAGAGGGUAUUCAAACUAUCGACAAACCAGCGCUUUGAGACCAUCGUUCGCUUCUUACGGAAACGGCUGGGAGCCAAGGAGCAUGAGAGCGUGUUCUGCUAUGUUGGUAGCGUCUUUGCACCAGCGCUUGAUGAAGGUGUAGGGAAUCUCUGGACGUGUUUCAAACAGAAUGAAGAACUUGUUGUAGGCUACGCAAUGUCACCGGCAUUUGGAUAGUGGCGAAAAAUUCAAUGUCUCGAUUAUAUGCAUCAAACGUCAUGUAUAAGCACAGCAGAGCAAGUCUCCCCCCCAUCUAAAACCAAU